AAUUUCGGGUUGAAUCAUACCCGAAUAGAACAGUGUUCAUAGACGGAUGCGAAGAGGCCACGCCUCGCAUUUCGUUAGGAAAAAAGGUCCUGUUAAACCCCAAUCGAGAUCAAAUUUUGAAGCUUCCAUUCAUCGCUUAAUUAGUUGCUGCAGAGAGAAAGAAUGGCGAAUUUGCGAAGGACACUUCUAUUCACCAUUCCUCGAAUCCUCAAUUCCUCUAACAGAACAUCUCUUGCAACCUCCACACUCCAAUCUCACAGUCUUUACAGGCCUUUAGCUGGAACGUUUUCGCGUUUUAUUUCUUCCAAUGAGAUGAAUAUCGAUCUUACCGACGAAGAGAGCAAAAGACGUUUAUUUAACAGGCUUAUUUAUCGUAGUAAACAAAGAGGGUACCUGGAGCUAGACCUUGUUCUUGGCAAAUGGGUGGAGGAACAUAUACAAUCCAUGGACGAAAAUGGAAUUAAGUCCCUUGUUCAUGUCCUUGACCUGGAGAAUCCGGAUUUGUGGAAGUGGCUGACUGGUCAGGAGCAACCCCCAGAUGCAAUAAGCACAAAUCCUGUGUUUUCUGCUGUGCGUGAAAAGGUUAUGAACAACCUUGACAAACAUACUUCUCUGGAGACUCGUGCUCUUCCAGGAAAACCUUGGGUGAGAGGGUGGGAUGAUAUCAAGAAAGGCCGAGAUGCGCCUAUAGCUGGGAAUCAGUAGAUUUUUUUCUGCUAGAAGGUGUCAAAGAACAACUAAUUUGUAGUCUUGUAUAGGGACUCGUUAUUAUUAUGUAAGUGUAUUAAUAAGUAAUAGGUUGUCAGUUCUGUUUCAAUAAGGCCUCAGUAUAUGCUGAGUGUUAGCCUGGCCUGCACCCAUAUUGUUAUUGCUAUGAUAAAACCUUUGAUGUAAAAGCAUUUCUUUGGUUUAUAUGCGGAACUCGAAGUUCUAAAUGCCACCAUUUUGGUUUGAACUUCAAUACAAAAUUUAACAAUCUGAUGAAUUCAUCAGAAGUCGAUGA
This is a messenger RNA of Solanum dulcamara, 1003 nucleotides long. Its product is annotated as succinate dehydrogenase assembly factor 2, mitochondrial. Bases 163 to 705 code for a protein of 180 amino acids. The record is from RefSeq and is a predicted model, not a curated record. NCBI's taxonomy places the organism in Eukaryota, Viridiplantae, Streptophyta, Magnoliopsida, Solanales, Solanaceae. The transcript has 5 exons. Gene Ontology annotation, biological process: mitochondrial respiratory chain complex II assembly; mitochondrial electron transport, succinate to ubiquinone; protein-FAD linkage. Gene Ontology annotation, cellular component: mitochondrion.